Molecule: messenger RNA, 1536 nt
Organism: Wyeomyia smithii (pitcher-plant mosquito)
Lineage: Eukaryota; Metazoa; Arthropoda; Insecta; Diptera; Culicidae
Gene: TyrRS-m
Product: tyrosine--tRNA ligase, mitochondrial
Exons: 3
Coding region: 92-1486 (464 amino acids)
Biological process (GO): tyrosyl-tRNA aminoacylation
Cellular component (GO): mitochondrion; cytosol
Molecular function (GO): tyrosine-tRNA ligase activity; ATP binding; RNA binding
Source: RefSeq, a predicted model, not a curated record
ACGGGUCCCAAAACUAAACAUUGAAGUUCAGUACUGUGACCGGUGUUUACUGUAUGUGCCGUCGGUUCGGCAUUUUCUGGCCACGAAAGGCAUGAUUCGUCUUCCAACCAGCCUUCGUUUAAUACGAACUGUAGUGGUCCAAUUGAGGCGUUGCUAUACCGAAGGAAAUAUUCUCAAGCUGCAGGAUCGUGGAUUUUUUCAGGAUGUAUUUCCAGCAGAAUCGAGUGACAAAGCACGCAGCGUGCUCGGUGCAUCCCCACAGACGAUAUACGCCGGGUUUGAUCCGACGGCGGACAGUUUGCACGUGGGGAAUCUAUUAGUUCUUAUCGGGCUGUUGCACAGCCAGCGGGCAGGACACCAGGCCAUUGCAUUACUAGGCGGAGCUACCGGACAAAUCGGCGAUCCAAGCGGACGCAGCACGGAGCGUAAAGCGAUGCAUCUAGAAACAAUGAAUCGUAAUCUUGAUCAAAUUAAGGCACAGAUUGGCCGCAUAUUUGAAAAUCAUCGUCGGUUACUCUGGGAGAAGCGUGGUAAGAGUGUCCCCCUCAAGCCUGUUUUAGUGGUAAACAAUGCCGAUUGGUAUCGAACGCUUAACUUCGUUGAAUUUGUUUCUAACGUCGGGCGACACUUCCGGAUGGGAGCAAUGCUAUCGCGAGCUUCUGUGCAGAGUCGAUUGCAAAACGAAAGUGGCAUGAGCUUUACCGAAUUUACUUACCAAAUUUUUCAAGCGUACGAUUGGGUGCAUUUGCUGCGAGCGCAUAACUGCCGAUUUCAGUUAGGUGGCAGUGAUCAAAUGGGGAACAUUAUGUCCGGACAUGAGCUGAUCUCACGAGUUGAGCGAAAGGCAGAGGUCUUUGGAGUGACAGUACCCCUGAUAACCAACGAAGAAGGUGACAAAUUUGGUAAAUCUGCCGGUAAUGCAGUGUGGUUAGCCGAAAGAAAAACUUCCCCGUUUGCGUUUUACCAGUUUUUCGUACGAACACCAGAUUCAGAGGUAGAGAAGUUGCUUAAAUUGUUAACGUUUUUAUCGUUGGACGAAAUACGAAGUCUAAUGGCUCGACAUCGGCGAACCCCAGAAUUGUGGGAAGCACAGAAGCAGUUGGCUCAGGAACUAACAUUGCUUGUUCAUGGCGAGGAAGGGUUGCAGCAAGCAGAAAAAAUUAGUGGUGCUUUGUACAGUGGACAAGUUGAGGCGCUGGGAGAGCUUGCGGUGCGUGAUAUUAUGCAAACAUUCGGCGGAGCACCAUUGGUGGAGAUUCUGCCCGAACCGGGUAUUACCGUUUUGGAUGUGGCGAUGAAGGCUAGAUGUUUUCCUACAGAGAAAGACGCAGUGCGAAUUAUUCAAGCGGGAGGCUUUACGAUCAAUCUGAAUAGAGCGAAAAACGUUUCCGAGGUACUGACACCCGGUGUUCACAUUCUUAAAAAUAACAUCUCACUGCUUCGGGUCGGCAAGAGAAACUAUUACAUUGUUAGGUGGUUAGCUUAGUUUGUCUUGUGAAUAAACACCAUGCUGUUAAAUAGUAAAAAAUUUUACUU